AUGCAGUUCGCGCCAUUCGCAUCCGACAUCGAUGUCGCAUUCUUUUCCUCUCUUGCGUACCACAAAAUCAAUUAUGACAAGCUGGACUCGUCCGCUCGCCGAGUUCUGGGUAUCUACGAAAUCCAGCCGAACGAUGCACCCGGAAAUUCAUGUCGCAUGCAAAUCGGGGGUACUGCCUUGACUGCAGAUGAGCCAGCAGUGGGGCAGUUUCGAGCGGAGGGCAUAAUACGGAACUUCAACACCGUCGAGGAGUUCAAGAAAACCAACUACGCUGAAAUCAUUCAGAAAUCCGGCCGAACGACAUGGGAAGCAAUCCAUGACGGGUCUAUAUAUUCGAUCCCUUCCCUUCUCUCCUCAUUUACAAUACUUUCUUUUGCCAACCUAAAGAAGUAUCAUUUCCAAUACUGGUGCGGCUUUCCAGCUCUUCAUUCCUCUCCACCUUGGUCCGUCGUCGGCCAGCGUCGGCAAUUCAGUGUAGAGGAAACUUCAUCCUUGUGUGAUGUCGUUACUACGUGGCGAUAUAGUAUCGACAGCAGACAACGAGGUUUUUUUUUGGUUAAAAGAGUUAAAUCCCCUAUCGAUGACGAGGAUACUGUUUGGAAACUAGCCCCAUUGGGGGAUUACGAACGAGGAUUCUUCAAUGAUGUUGAAGAUAAGAAGAAAGAUACUUUUGUUGCUUUCGCGGAUCCAAGUAACUUCGAAGAGCACCCCGGAUGGCCCUUGCGAAAUCUCCUUUACUUGAUCAGGAAGCGGUGGAAGCUCCAAGAAGUGAACAUUAUUGGUUACAGGGAUGUCCAUGCCUUGAGGCACCAACCGAGAAGCGUUAUUUGGACUCUGAAAGAUGACAGUCCCCCAGAUCUCUCGGAUUUAUCCAUAAAAGACGCCCCUCUUCCAAAAAUAACCGGGUGGGAAAGGAAUCGAGAAAAAAAGCUAGCUCCUAGGAUGGCAGACCUCUCUCAAAUAAUGGACCCGACACGACUGGCUGAUUCAGCCGUUGAUCUUAACAACCGCCUGAUGAAGUGGAGAAUUGCGCCCAAUCUAGACCUUGACAAGAUCAAAGGCACUAAAUGUCUGCUACUGGGGGCCGGGACUCUCGGAGCCUACGUUUCACGUAUCCUUCUCGGAUGGGGAGUCCACAAGAUUACCCUCAUCGAUAAUGCCACGGUCUCUUACUCAAACCCUGUGCGACAACCGCUGUUCAAGUUUGAAGAUUGCUUAAAUGGUGGUCAGCCCAAAGCUAUUAAAGCGGCUGAAGCUCUGAAGGAAAUCUAUCCAAAUGUUGAUGCACAAGGCUUCAAGAUGAUGGUUCCGAUGGCGGGUCAUCCUAUCCGCGAUGAAGCUCAUGGUGAACAAAUGAAGGCAGACUAUGACAAACUUGUAUCGCUGAUCCAAGAACACGACGCUAUUUUCUUGCUUAUGGACACAAGAGAAAGUCGAUGGUUGCCAACUCUAUUAGGGAAGUUCUACGGGAAAAUUGUCCUCAAUGCGGCUCUCGGGUUUGAUACAUUUGUUGUUAUGAGGCAUGGGGUUCGCCCCGAGCUAGAGACCGAGGAUGAGGGUGAGGCCGUGGACGACAAGAAGCCGCAGGUCACAGAGCCAGUAUCCGAGCUCGGGUGUUACUUCUGCAAUGAUGUUGUUGCACCAGCAGAUUCAAUCAAAGACCAAACGCUGGACCAGAUGUGUACUGUCACGAGGCCUGGAAUUGCUGCUAUAGCAUCCGCCCUGCUUGUCGAACUUUUUGUCUCAAUACUCCAACAUCCUCAAGUUGCGUCUGCCCCCGCACCGGCCAGCCCCGACGAAGAUCGUGGGUCUCAUCCACUCGGAACGGUCCCCCAUCAAAUUAGAGGCUUCUUAUUUAACUUCCAGAACAAACUUAUCCAUGCACCCGGCUAUAUCUAUUGUAGUGCAUGCUCAAAUAAGAUGCUUAGUGCUUUUGACGACGGUGGCUGGGAGUUUGUUAAGAAGGCAAUGAAUGAGCCAGGGUUUAUUGAGGAGGUCAGUGGGCUGGCGGAAGUACAAAAGGCGGCGGCAGCGAUAGAUGAUGAAUUAGAUUGGAGUGAAGACGAUAAUGGGGACGGCGAGGGAGAGAUGCUUUAA
Orbilia oligospora ATCC 24927 is the source of this 2097-nucleotide messenger RNA. RefSeq lists its product as uncharacterized. Gene Ontology annotation, biological process: autophagy of mitochondrion; C-terminal protein lipidation; cellular response to nitrogen starvation. The coding region runs from base 1 to 2097 and encodes 698 amino acids. The record is from RefSeq and is a predicted model, not a curated record. The transcript has 5 exons. Gene Ontology annotation, cellular component: phagophore assembly site; cytoplasm. NCBI's taxonomy places the organism in Eukaryota, Fungi, Ascomycota, Orbiliomycetes, Orbiliales, Orbiliaceae. Gene Ontology annotation, molecular function: Atg12 activating enzyme activity; Atg8 activating enzyme activity.